UGCAUGCUUUCUGUUAGAUUUACAGCAAGGAUAUUUUGAAUCUAAAUGCAAAAGGGUGAGGAGAGAGCAACAGGAUGAAACAAAGGAAGGGUAGAGACUCUAUGAGGAACACAGGGAGGGAAGGAGAGAGUGAAACAGGGUGAUUGACAACCAGCAUCUCCUAACAGGACUUCGUCUCCUACAGCCAGCUCCACCAUCUGUCCACACAGCUUCUCGUAACGUAACUGUCCAUUCUCGGUGAAGCUGAGAAACCACAGAAAUAGAGGCGAAGUGAUUGCAGAGAGAGAGAGAGAGAGAGAGAGACAGAGAGACAGAGACAGGUGCUGCAGGAGGGGAGAGCAGGAAGGAGGAGGAGGAGAUUUCUCCCCGAGCAGAACGGAGAAGAGAGAAGCCGCACACAGUAACGCAGAGGAAUUCCUAAACAGCUGUCCGGCAGACCUCCUGCCUGUGAGGAACGGACAUCCAGGGCUAAGAGACGGAAAGACAGAGUGCAAGUCAGGGAGGAAGAGAAAACCGCUGUAGACUACACUACACAGAAGAAAUUUGGGACAGAAAAAUUUCACAAGACAAGCCACUACUUCUGCAGGAAGAACUGAGAAGUUCAUCUUAAGACGAUAAAUACACAGGUAAAAGACAUCUCAUCUGGCCUAUUAGGACCAAAUCAGCCCAACAGUGAGGCCUGAGGACACUGUCACUGUAUAUCUACAAUCCUCAAGUGUCUGAGAAUGUAACUCCUCUCAUUAUCUGGGGAGAACUCGGAUCAGCAUCAGCAUCUACAUCACAGGAUCAUAGGGUUCAAAGACAUCUCCCUUUCUUCUUUCUCUUCUCUCACGGAUUUUACUGUUCUGAGAUGCCGGCCAAAACUCCCAUCUACCUAAAAUCCAACAACAGCAAGAAAGGGAAGAAGUGUCGCCUAAGAGACAUUCUGUCCCCAGACAUGAUCAGUCCUCCACUAGGAGACUUCCGCCAUACUGUCCACAUUGGGAAAGGGGGUUUAUGUGACACCUUUGGUGACAUGACCUUCCUUCAGGGCAAGUUUGAGUUGCUUCCUGGUAAGAGUGGCCUGGGUCGACCACAAUAUGGUGUCCAUGGCGAGUUCAUGCGAGCUAACAGUGCAUCUGAUGCCUCCUACAUUGAAACUCCUUCACCAAUCCUGAAGAAUGCUAUCUCUCUCCCUACCAUUGGGGGGAGCCAAGCACUGACCCUGCCUCAUAUCACUACCACCAUGUUACCCACAACCAGGGACCCACUGGACGACCUGGUUGGGCCACCCACUCCACCUGCCAGCUCAGAGGGGACAGAUGAUCUGGAGAUCCUGCAAAUGGAGAACCUUCUUCAGUCGAUAACUAUCUUCAGACGUGAUCCGAGUCCUGUUCUAGAGGAGGUUAGUGAGAAUUCCUUAUUUCCUAUCAACUUUGUGGAGAAAUCACUGGAAAGGAAUACCUCCAUUUACAACUCUGAGAAUGAGGAUACUAAGAAGCCAUUAAUGUCUAUCUUCAUCAAUGGCAAUCACAAUGAAAAUGGCAACAGCAAUAGGAGUAGCAAAUGCAAAGACAACAGCAUCAGCAAUAAUGACUAUAAUGACAUGAACAGUGACAUCUUUCAGUAUGAAAAAGAGUUGGCCAGCAUGAACGGAGAUUGGGAAAAUAGAGAUAGUGGUGUAGAGGAAGGACGCAUUUGUGACUUUGACUUUGAGUUCUCUAAAAGCAAGAGUCCCUCUCAGGAGUCUGUCAACCACAACACAGGGUCACUGCUGUCUCUCGAACUGGACUUGGGCCCUUCUAUCUUGGAUGAUAUACUAAAUAUCAUGGGUAAACCUGAGUCUUGAACUGUGCCUCUGGCAAAAGCAGGAAGACAGAAGAAAGACUUGCCUGUCAAAUCAAACACAUAAGAUUUAUGGGUAUUCUACAUUGGAAAUGAACUAAAAAGGCAGAGCUGCCUCAGUGAUAUUUCGUCCAGUAUAUUUUUAUCCUCAACUUCAACUGUCUGUGCUUAACCAGUGUUGUUUCUCUUGUAGGUCAUAAGAGAUGCAUGCUUUAUCAAGUGUAGGAAAGCUACACAGAGAUAUUGUGCCUUUUAAUGUCACCAUUGGGUUAAAUCAAGAAAUAAAACUGUUUGGUGUGCUCGUCAGUUCUGUCACAGGUGUAAAUAUAAGCAGUACAUUUUACACUCUAUGCUGUUGUUCACUAAUGCACAAUGUUACAUGUUAUGUAAUGAUGUAAUGAUAUUUCUCUAAGAGAUGUACAGCUGUGUGAAUUAUCUCCAAACUUUGUCACAACCCCUCCACCUCCCACCCUGUACAGAUAUUAUAUUUAUACUGACUCUCUCAUUAACUGUGCUACAAAAGCAUCAAAGCAUAUACCUAUGUUUUUACUGUGUGGAGAUACAAUAUAAAAUAAACGAGUAAAUAAGUAACUUUUUGAUAUGUCCCAUUUGGGAAAUGCUGUGUAUUAUUUUACCUUUCAGUCCAAGAAAUCUUUAAUUAAAAAUGAAUGUUACAGAUGUGCUAGCAGAGAGAAUAUGGAGCCCACCCACCUUUUCCCUCGUCUCUGACAUUCUUCUCAUUCACCCAGAAUGCCCUGCAUGGGAUCAGAGGUGGGUGAACAGUGCAUCAUUUCUACAGCCAGACGCCUGCACCGUUUGUCUACAAGUUGCUUGGUCAGAGGGAAGAGAGGGUCUUUAGCAUUCCCCACAUUCCACUGAAGCAGCACAAGUGCAUAGGACAGGCCAUAAAUAAACAUCCUGAACCAUGACAAAGGGCCUUGAUCUUUAGUUGAGGGUCGGAUUGUAAAAGCUAACAGCCCAAAAGCAAACAGUUUUCCUUACAAAGAGUGAGAUCUCUACUCACUACUGUAAUUAAGAGCUGUCAAUGAACUAAUGCUGAAACAUAAGUACUACAACCAGACAAGUGUAAUUAACAUGUCUGGAGUUGCUUGACAUUGUUGUUUUUCCUCUUUUUUGUAUUAAUUUUUGCUAAACAUAUUUAAAUGAAUUUCAGCUGCUUUCACCUAUGUGAAAUGUAGCUAUAAUUACAGUUAUCAUAAUGGCAGUUACUUGGCCCUAAAAUCUCAUGAAAGGUUUAUUUGUUUGUUGCUUGAGGUUAUUUUUAAUAUCCACUUUUCAAUGCGACAUAACUAAAUAAGUAGACCUCAAAUGCCACUGAUUUCUAUCUGUAAUGCAAUUAGCUAAUUUUGGUGCAGUCCAAAGUCUCCUGUGAAUGAGAACAGAAAUAAACAUGCGAUAUUCUCA
Molecule: messenger RNA, 3249 nt
Organism: Pangasianodon hypophthalmus (striped catfish)
Lineage: Eukaryota; Metazoa; Chordata; Actinopteri; Siluriformes; Pangasiidae
Gene: cdc42ep3
Product: CDC42 effector protein (Rho GTPase binding) 3
Exons: 2
Coding region: 851-1828 (325 amino acids)
Source: RefSeq, a predicted model, not a curated record